Sphenostylis stenocarpa is the source of this 1521-nucleotide messenger RNA. Lineage: Eukaryota; Viridiplantae; Streptophyta; Magnoliopsida; Fabales; Fabaceae. The record is from the annotation of a GenBank genome assembly.
AUGAAGUUUCUGAGCCUGGUGGGGAAUUCUUUUGGUUGUUCUGCAUCUGGUGAGCGCUUAGUUUCUGCCGCAAGAGAUGGGGAUGUUCAAGAGGCCAAAGCCUUGUUGGAAUAUAACCCUCGUCUUGCAAGGUAUUCCACUUUCGGAGUUCGCAAUUCCCCUUUGCAUUACUCUGCCGCUCAUGGGCACCAUGAGAUAGUAUAUCUCUUGCUUGAGUCCGGAGUUGAUAUCAAUCUCAGAAAUUAUCGCGGUCAGACUGCAUUGAUGCAAGCUUGUCAACAUGGUCACUGGGAGGUUGUUCAGACCCUUACCAUUUUUAAGGCCAAUAUCCAUAAAGCUGAUUACCUAAAUGGAGGAACUGCCCUUCAUUUGGCUGCUUUGAAUGGCCACACCAGGUGCAUUCGGCUCAUCCUGGCAGACUAUAUACCUAGCACCCCUAACUUUUGGAAUGCAUUACAGACAGGUGAUCAUAAAUCAAUCUCAGAAUUUGAUCGAAGUGGACUCUGCGAGGUAAUUAACAGAACUUCUGAUGGAGGGAUCACUGCUCUGCAUAUGGCAGCAUUGAAUGCGCAUGUCGAAAGUGUACAGUUACUCUUAGACUUGGGGGCUUCUGUGUCUGAGGUUACUGUGGAGGAUGGAACUACCAUUGAUUUAAUUGGCUCUGGAAGUACUCCACUACAUUAUGCUGCAUGUGGUGGAAAUGCACAAUGCUGUCAGCUGUUGAUUGCCAAGGGUGCGGAUCUGACUGCUGGGAAUGCAAAUGGAUGGACACCCUUAAUGGUUGCUCGUUCGUGGCACAGAAAUUGGCUUGAGGACAUCUUGAAAACACCUCCAGCAGAACCCCUACAAGUUCUUCCAUCUCCAUAUAUAUCUCUUCCACUUAAGAGCAUUGUGAGAAUUGCUAGAGAAUGUGGAUGGAGGACGAAUGAAUUAGCACCAACGUGCUUAGAUCCAUGCGCUGUUUGUUUGGAAAGGAAGUGUAUGGUAGCUGUAGAAGGUUGUGAUCACGAGUUCUGCACUCAAUGUGCUUUAUAUCUUUGUUCUACCAACUCUUCUUCAACAACCACAACUGGUCCCCCAGGUUCAAUUGCUUGCCCUCUUUGCAGGCACGGCAUAGUCUCAUUUGUCAAGCUACCAGAUGCAAGGCCCCUACACAAGGAAAUGCAAAGGACAUCAAAUCUGUCCCUAGCAUUCUGCACAUGUUCAAGUGAAGUAUUGGAAGAUUCCACUGAAAUGACCACCCCAUUUUGCAAACCAACACCACGUGGAUCCAAAACUUCUUCAAGAACAUUUCGCUCCAAGAGCUGCCAAGCGCUCCCCUCGUUCAGAAUCAACCCCCGCCUUUGCUUGGGAGCUGAGGUUAGCCCCUCCUUAGUCCCUAGCACCGUAACCAGGAACGCAAGGAGCAAUUUGGCAAGGUGUUCUGGUUCCAGUUUAAGACGAUCAUCUUCUCAAACAGAAAGAAGGAAGUCGUGGUUUUGUUCCCUCAAUCAAUCUGUUGCCACAGGCAGUGGAUGCUGA